UUGGUGUUGUUCACAUCUGCAUUAUUGAUUGGUGCAGCGAUUAGGGCAGAUUCGGUCGAUCACUCCAGAACAAUCCAUGCUAAUGUAUCCGACAGGAUCAAAGUAGAAUCAGUUAUUGACUCGAUAGCUAGCGAAGUCACCAAGCGAAUAAUCUCACGAAAUAACGUGAUUAUAUAUAAUAUACCUGACAAGGUUGCCAUCAAAACUGUAAGAAACUCGAUACUAAAGGCAGCUAACCUCCAGGACAGUCCAUGCCAAUGUAUCCGACUUAACAAAAAGUAUCGAAAAUACUCAUGCCCUAUCCUGUUUAGAUUCGAUUCCCAUUUAUUAGUGGAACGUUUGAUAGAAUCUGAACAGCUAGUCUGUGAGCAUAUGAAGUUUAAAAACGCUCGUAUAGUCUCAGACAAAACCACCAAUCAAAGACUAACACAAAAGCGUACCAUGAACGAAAAUAACAUUGUUGAGGUCACAACAAAUGUGAUCGCGUCAGCAGCUGAACCCACUGGUGCAGCUAAUCUAUCUCAAUUUAUUCAGUGUACUGAUAUACCAAUGCAGUGUGUUAGUUUGCCUCUCAAACCCAUAGUGACCCUAGUUAACCAGGACAUAUCUGAUGUAGACUCUAAUGUCAUUCUUUCCAGUGUAAUAUCGGAAGCCAAGGAUCGUACACCUGAUUCUGUUGUGAAGGCUCAUAAAAACACUGCUAAACCUAAAAAGAAUAUAUCAAUUAAAAAGAAAGUAAAUAAAAAACCUUCUAGUUCUAAACCGAUUACCAAAAAUAUUUCAACGGCUUUACCAAACAAAAGUAUAAUUUCUGAAACUAUGCUUAACCCUACUCAUCGUAAGGGAGGUUAUAAGGACACGUUUCGUUCAAACGUUACACGAGACGGCCACUGCAAUCAUCAUGUAAGCAGGCCUAUUAUUAGACAGACGGCAAUAAACCAACGUGACGCAUGGUUUCCCCAAAUGUUAUAAAUAAUGAACCUGCAAGAUGUAACUCUUAUCAUCACUCUUGCAGUGGGGAAGAUGGUAUACUAGGUUAUGCACCAUCAACGCAACCCCAACACGCAGGCACCUGUUUCAAUUGUCCACCAAAACAAGUACAACCUUUCCAAAAUAAAGAUUUUUUUCGACCUCCAGAGAUCUUUUGUUCCACUAGCACUACAAUUCGCUCAUGCUAUAGCCCAUGCGAUCCGGCAAACACGUUAAAAAAUAGUCCAGGCAUAGCUAGAACUCAUCUCCUCGGCCAAUAAAUAUUAUUUCAGUUAUCUCUAGGAUUAUGGAAA
Messenger RNA from Schistosoma rodhaini, 1283 nucleotides. The record is from the annotation of a GenBank genome assembly. NCBI's taxonomy places the organism in Eukaryota, Metazoa, Platyhelminthes, Trematoda, Strigeidida, Schistosomatidae.